AUGCCUGUCACCCACUUGAACUUGCCUGUCGGGCCAGUAGCCAAGUGGGAGGUCAACACCAAUGCAACACGGCUGUCAGAAUUGAAAACCGUUGCUGAGAGUUGCUUGGUUCUACAAUCGCUCAGGCAGUCUCGAGACCGAUGGCUUUCGUCCACAUUUCCUAAGUUUUCCACCAAACCUCGCGGGUCGAGAGCCCCCGGGGUGGUACCUCCUCCUCAUUCGAUCACAUUCCAGGGGAGGUGUGAUUUAGAGAUUGGCCCCCAUAUUUUCCGAGAUACGGCAUUCUUCGAGGUGCGAUAUCUUUCGCAAUUCACACCUCAGCAGUAUGUCCCCGCCUCGAACCCCAGUCAGGGCACUCCUGGCGCAUCAUCCUCUGCACAACGAGCUUCAACGCCUUUGAUAUCCUCGCUGACCUCAGAGGUCACCGUAACACCGGCUUUGGUGUCGCAAGUAAAUAGAGCAGCCGCCACCAAUCCUACCUUGGCUCAUCUAGUAUACUUGGCCGCCACCGGCCAGGCUACGCAGGAACAGGUGAAGACUCUGGGUCUUCUCAUUCAAUCUAUGGCCACAACCCGAAACAAUGCAGAUAGCGCGGCUUCAACCUCGUCUCAUCAGGGAGCUGAUGCUAUGCUUCUGUUACCCGGACCUCAGGGACUACAUCCGACCUCUUCUCAGGAUUUCGACCUUGUAAUGGAGUUCAAGGAAUUACCUAACGAAAGACUACUGUUCCCGCGUGUUCCAGUGGUGUGUACGUCACUUGCAGCGUCCUCUGAUGCGCCUUUGGGUACACGCAAUAUUGGGAUUACAACCUGUCUUCCAUUUCCGACGGCGGGAAAUCAAGGCCCUCCUCAGCUUGUCAAUUUGUGUCUUAGGAGGGCGAGCUCUGUAAUAUCAGAUCUCCUCUCACGCUGGGCUGGAGACGAAGAAAAGAUGGCUAAUAAUCAGAGAAUCUUAGAUCAGACUCCCUCCAGCGCGUUUAUGAAAGAGUCUAUCUCGCGCACAGGCUUCCCGAAGACAGAUGUGCCGUUGCUGAUGGGGGGUCGAUUUUGUCGCCAGUGCAUAGAUGCCGGUCGAGCGUCCAGUGAGGUCUCCGGCAUACAAGACGACCUGAAGUUAACCCAUUCUGGUGAGGGGAACACUAGUCAGAACGCUCAGGCACCUGGACCGCGCAAGCCGAAGCCAGGCAGGCGUACAUCCACGGCAUUCUCGUUUACUUCAUCACCACUGGCGGUGAACCCUCCAACAGUUCCCGACCACAGCGUCCCCGAACAGUAGUCGUUCCAAC
This is a messenger RNA of Gloeophyllum trabeum ATCC 11539, 1285 nucleotides long. RefSeq lists its product as uncharacterized. NCBI's taxonomy places the organism in Eukaryota, Fungi, Basidiomycota, Agaricomycetes, Gloeophyllales, Gloeophyllaceae. The record is from RefSeq and is a predicted model, not a curated record. The coding region runs from base 1 to 1275 and encodes 424 amino acids. The transcript has 6 exons.